This is a messenger RNA of Cuscuta epithymum, 716 nucleotides long. Lineage: Eukaryota; Viridiplantae; Streptophyta; Magnoliopsida; Solanales; Convolvulaceae. The record is from the annotation of a GenBank genome assembly.
CUACAAGGUCAGCAUUUGUCUCAUGGACAACACGGGACAUGCUACAUUUACCCUGUGGGACAGAGAAUGCAUAGAUUUCUUUGGGAAAACAUCAGAAAGUUUGAUGCUUGAAUUGGAGAAGAAAACUGGAGACACAACAAGGUUUCCUGAAGAGAUUGAGAGUUUGAUUGACCAAAAAGCACUUUUCAGAAUUCAGAUAAAGAAAAGAUCUGACGAAAAUACUUACAAGGGAACUUUUUCUAGGGGAAUUGUAUCUAUGAUUCGGACCGCCUCUGUUGUUGCAUUGUACGUAGAGGAUGAGAAAGAACAGACAGCCAAAGAUGAUACGACCCCAGAGAAGGUUGGCUCAAGCGCAAGCAUUGGAGAAAAGAUAGCAAGGAAGGGUAAACGUGUUUCAGCUGAGAAAGAGGACCGUUCUCCUAUUGACCUACCAGAUACUCCACCAGAAUGCACUCAGAGGGAGGUUGAAGUUGAGCUGACUGAUGAAAUCAAACGCAAUCUGAAUGAUGAGUUUUCUACCAAUGGAAAACUGAAGAAGCUCAAGAUGAAAAUCAAACAGGAACCCGGUGUUUAGGGAAACUAAGGAGUCAUUUACCAAGACAUUGUUUAAAAAAUCUCUUUUGCUGUUUUAAGGCUGUGUGUGCCUAAACUACUGUUUUGGAUGUGUUCGAACACUAGCACAAGGACACUCUAGAUUUGGGAUGAAAGACUAUUUG